Molecule: messenger RNA, 3955 nt
Organism: Parasteatoda tepidariorum (common house spider)
Lineage: Eukaryota; Metazoa; Arthropoda; Arachnida; Araneae; Theridiidae
Product: organic cation transporter protein
Biological process (GO): transmembrane transport
Cellular component (GO): membrane
Molecular function (GO): transmembrane transporter activity
Source: RefSeq, a predicted model, not a curated record
UGAAGAGCGGAAGGAUGCAAGAGGAGGAAGAGGAGGCGGAGUUGGAUGAAGUGAUCGCUAGUGAUCUUGGCCCACUGAACACAACGAUCAUCUCUUGCUUAAAUCAUCAUUCCCAAAUUAAACAGUUCACAAGAGAGCAGACAAGAAUUCACGUGCAGCUCUUUUUAAUCUUUAUUUUAAAGAGGAAAUAUUUUGAAAGGAUUGGUCUUUGCAUUCUUAUGGUAGAAUAUUGAAUAGUACAUAGGGAAAGUUCUUAGAAAAUCACAAUGACAGCUGACAUUGAAAAGCAGCCCCCAUCUGAUGAUGAAAUACAGCCUGCAAGGAAACUUGAUAUAUUUGAUGUUGUGGGAGGCAAUGGACUCUGGCAGAAAUUUAUCUUCUUGGUUGUCAUAUUCUACGCAAUACCGAGUUGUACGCACAAUUUGUCUAUGUCCUUUCUUGCACCUAAUUUGGAACACUGGUGUGCAAGACCAGAUGGAAUAAAUUGGACUGUAGAAGAAUGGACGAGUGUAGGACUUCCAGAAGAUGACAAACGAUGUUCCAGGUAUAAAGAAAUUAACUUUACCCAUCCAUAUGAUGAAAAUGGAACAAUACAAAGAAGUGAAGAAAUUGUGUCUUGUGAUGCUUGGGAAUAUGAUACAUCAUUUUACACGAACACAGUUCUUAACCAAUGGGAUCUUGUUUGUGACCAGGAGUGGCUGGUUUCCAUGUCUAAAUCUGUUUUUAUGGCUGGAAAUAUUUUGUCGAAUUUCGCAUUUGGACAUAUUUCUGAUCAAUUAGGUAGAAGACCUGCUAUUACUACAUGUGCUUUCAUUGCAUUUACCUCUGCCAUCAUUCAGGCAUUCUCAACUUCCUUCAUCAUGUUUAUAGUUACUCGGUUUUUCUUGGCUCUCGGCAUAUCUGGUGUAUACAACAUUUCAUUUGUUUUGUUGAUGGAAGUAAUUGGAGCUGAACAUAGAUCAUUUUACGGCAUCGCAAUUAACUUUGGUUGGUGUGUUGGAUUUGUCAGUUUGCCCGGAUUUGCUUUUGUUCUUAAAGAUUGGUUUUGGAUUCAGAUAGCUCUAACAGCUCCCUGCGUCAUACUCCUUGGAACUUGGUGGCUUUUACCGGAAUCACCUCGUUGGCUGAUGUUCAAAGGAAGAACAGAGGAAGCUCACAAGACACUGAUGAAAGCCGCAAAGAGAAACGGAAAAAAUCCUGCCGACAUUGACAGUAAAAUAAGGAAACUCAUCUCAAAAGCUACAGAGGCAAAAGAGUCGGGGGAGUCAAAUGGUAAUUUUAUUGACCUCUUUAAGAAUCCUAGCCUUUGUAAAAUGACACUGAAUAUUUACUUUCUAUGGUUCGUAAAUUCCAUAAUUUAUUACGGAUUGUCGUAUAACACCAACGAAUUGGCUGGCAAUCCUUUCGUCAAUUUUGCUGUAUCUGGUGCAGUGGAAUUCCCAGCCUAUUUUUGCACAAUGUUUGUAAUUACUUCGCUCGGAAGAAGAAACCCAGUAGCUGGUGCUAUGAUAAUCGGAGGAAUUGCCUGUCUUCUUAUGUACCCUCUGCCUACAGAACCUACGUGGUUAAUUACUGUUGUCUCUAUGGUUGGAAAAUUUUGUAUUACGUGUUCUUUUGCUACAAUAUACGUCUACACUUCAGAACUUUUUCCAACUGUUGUUAGGAAUCUCGGACUGGGAACAGCCUCCAUGUUUUCCAGGUUUGGAUCCCUCAUCGCUCCUUUCGCACGCGAACUUGGAAAUGCAACCCACCCAGUUGUGCCCCAAAUUAUAUUUGGAGUUCUUGCCUUCAUAGCAGGGCUUUUAGUUCUUUUAUUGCCCGAGACAAACAACUGUGCAGUGCCAGAUACUGUUGCUGAAGCAGCUGCAAGGAGAAAGAAACCUAAAACAGCCAAGAUUCAAAACGGCAAUCACGUCACAGUUACACUUUCAACAGAAGAAGAUGUAAGUGACAUACAAGAAGACGGCCCCACAAUUAUCCAACCAUCUCCAAAGUUACAAGAGAAUGGAAAGAAACUAGAUGUGUUACCGGAGGAGGAAGGACAUGAUGCGGAACCUUCAGCUGUCCCGGACAUUACAGAUAAUGAGGAUGUGCCAAGUUCCGCAGCUGUCACAGAAAGCAAUGUCGAUGAGAAUGUUGUUGCUGUCGACGAUACAAAUGUUUCUGAAAACGAGAAUGAGAAAACAAAUCUGUGACGAACUAUUUCUUUAGCCAUUUUGCAUCAGAUAUUAUUGAAAAGAGCUGUGAUUUUCGAUCUUACUGUAAAAGAAGAAAUUGUUGAAUUUUGUAAAUAUUUUUGGAUGGUUCCAGCCAUUGUUCUUGUUUUAUUUGUUUUGUGAAUCAUAAUGGGAAAUGUGAGUCAGAAGCUGGCAAGUUUCUAUUUUAGGAAUUUCUGUACUGGAUUUUCCGAACGGAAUUAAUUUAAUCGCUUUUAUUGUCACUGCGGAAUACUAGCACAGUUUUGUAUGGUGUAAUGUUUUUGAUUAUGGAAAAUACUUUUUAAACUUUAUAAAGUUAAACAGCUGUUUUAGUUUUAAAGUUUGUAUGAAACGUUUUGUAUCUAUUGAUUUCAAGCUCAACGAACAUUGUGGAUAAACCAAGAAACCAUGAUAUUAACUGUCAUAAGCCAUGCACAUUCAAUUUUUUCUCUAUUUAUGUACUUACAACUCGAGUACUAUGUGUAAAUAAGCAGUAUCGAUGAGAUUAACUAUAGUAAUACUUUUUAAGCAUUCAAUUUUCGUUUGUUUUCGAUGCAUAUAGAAAUUUAUUCGUAAUUGAUUUUUAAUGUAGCAAUUAAUUUUUUAAAAUUUAAUAUACAUAUUAAGAAUACUCAUUUCAUUAUUUGAUAAUUAUCAUCUCAUUUUUAUUCACUUAUAAGCUAAAGAAAUAUGCAACGCCUUAAAUUAUGAAUUAUUUUUUUAAAUCUCAAAUCGUAUGAAUUUAUGAGGCGAUGGUUACAAAAGCUUUUCUUUUUAUUUGUUUGAAAGUAAAUAUGUAAGUUAUCUACAAUUCUAGAAAACUGAAAAGAUGUUAGUUGAAUUAAAACAAAAGCUUAAGUAAUAACUUGAGGAAGUAAUUUUAUUACUUCAACUGUUAAAAUCGGAAAAAUUACACUUAUGUAUGUAUGGACGUUAUCACCAAUCUUAUUCAAGACUAAGAUUUGAAAGGACUUAAACAUAGGAUUUAUCAUUCUAAUUAACAUUGAAUUGAUAAUACUAAUUGAUAUCAUAAUUGAUAUUGAUAAUGCUAUUUGAUAUUGAAACAUGGAAUGUACUGUCUAUGAUAUAAAUUCUACAAUUAUAGCGGAAUUUGUAUAUUUUUAGGAAUUAUAGCAAAGGCCAGUGGUAGCAAAUGUAAUGUUUUAAAUUAGAUCAAAAAGAAAUAUUCCAUAAUCACUAACAGACAUAUUAAGGGUCAGAGAAUCAAAUAGUGAUGUUGAGUUCAGAAAAAAGUUUUAUGAUAAUACUUUGUUCUAAAAACUUCUGUUUUGGUUCUCUACUGAAAAAGAUAAUUUUCAAAUGUUUGAGGGUAAGGUCAUUUCCUAAUGUACUGUCUGAUAAAAAUUUUCAAUCGGAAUUUGCUGUUCGGGAAAAAUCAUUUUGACCAUAAAUAAAAUAAAACUGACAAUCAUAAGAUUAUGUGUUAAUAUUUUAGCAAAAUGUAAACUUGCUAAAUGCCCACAAUUGUUAUUCAGCUAUCACUUUCUUACCACUUGGAAAAAUAAUCCUCAAAAAAUUGUAGGUAAGUAAUUGUAGGUAGGUAAUUGUGAUUGUAGGAAAACCUAAUAAUUAAAUCCAAGAAGUAUAUGGUUGUUCAAGAAAUUCGCAGAUCGUCGAGGUUUUAUAUAGAAAUUAUCUGGCAAUUUUUUCACUAAUUAUGGUGAAAUUGUAUCAUACGAUAGUACAUUGAAAUAUGAUAUAUCUAUAUUGGUGGUGAUUAAUCGAUUUUAAAUUAA